Molecule: messenger RNA, 1214 nt
Organism: Panonychus citri (citrus red mite)
Lineage: Eukaryota; Metazoa; Arthropoda; Arachnida; Trombidiformes; Tetranychidae
Gene: Pex2
Product: peroxisome biogenesis factor 2-like
Exons: 2
Coding region: 143-1012 (289 amino acids)
Biological process (GO): protein import into peroxisome matrix
Cellular component (GO): peroxisomal membrane
Molecular function (GO): zinc ion binding
Source: RefSeq, a predicted model, not a curated record
CGCGGCUGAUCAGCUGUUAAUUGUUCAGUUUCCAGGUUCAUGGGUUCAUCUCAUUUGUUUAACAAUUUAAAUAAAUUCAUUUGGAAUUAAAUUCAUUUUGUUCAACCCUUUAGGUUCAAUGUAACCAGAUACAUUUGGCAACAUGGCGACUCGACUUGAUAAGCUUGAUUAUCUUGCUCUAGAUCAACAGUUAUCUCGUUCCUUUUAUGAUCAACUUGAACAAUCUUUAAAACCAUUGGAACAAAAUUUCAACAUCUUCUCUUGGAUUAAACCAGAGUUUCGUUUAAUUUUAAAUGGUUACCUUUAUUUUAAUUCAUUGUUUUCUGAUGAAUCUACAUUGGGACAAAAGAUUUAUAAUCUCAAAACAAUUAGUACAUUAGCUAAUUCUAAUGGGACCUUGAAUAGGUUACAAGUUUACUCUAUUGGUGCCAUAACUGUUCUGUUACCUUAUAUACGUGAACGGUUUUCUCGUUCAAGCUUAUUGAAUAAUAAGUUUACCUAUUUAUUGGAAGAUGUUGUUAAAUUUGGAGAGUUAAUUAAUUUCAUGAUUUUCUUACAAAAAGGUCGACAUCCGUAUCUAUUGUAUCGACUACUUUUUUUGGACUGUGCUCUUAUACCGGGAAAGAAAAGGAUCCCUUUAGAUUUUUAUCUAAUCAACAGGAAUCUUUUAUGGACUUCAAUUUCAGAGAUAUUGUCUUUCCUCAUUCAAAUAGUUGAUUUUAAACGAAUUGGAUUAAUUGUCAAGCAACAAGUUACUUCUAAAUUGACUUCGUCUGUUAAGUUAUCAAAUGAAGAGACCAGGAAACCCAAAGAUUACCGGAUAUGUGCAAUUUGUGACAAUUGGCCCAAUAAUCCGUAUCACAUUGGAUGUAAACAUAUAUUUUGUUAUUUUUGUAUCUACUCUGACUUUUUACAAUAUGGCGGAUCAAGUUAUUCUUGUUCACAAUGUGGACAUAAAAUAGAUGAUAUAUCUCAAAUGAAGCAACUCUACAUGAGUUGGACUGAUGUCUAACAUACAGUUCAUCUCAAGGUCCAAAUUUUAACGACAACAUGACCACCAAAUUUUUCCAUCUCAUAAUUUUUUUCAUCCAACAAGAAUUGGAACAAUACCAAAUGAGAUGACCAAUAACGGUAAAAGAUAAUAUUUUGGUACCAGAAAUGAGACUGAAGAUGUUAAAUCCACCGUAUCAUUACAUAAACCAUGAAUCCAUGAA